Molecule: messenger RNA, 1980 nt
Organism: Coniosporium apollinis CBS 100218
Lineage: Eukaryota; Fungi; Ascomycota; Dothideomycetes
Exons: 8
Coding region: 1-1980 (659 amino acids)
Molecular function (GO): ATP-dependent chromatin remodeler activity; ATP binding
Source: RefSeq, a predicted model, not a curated record
AUGACAUUCGACUUGCAACGAGAACAAAGCUUGCAAUCGGAUGAACACUUCCUGGCACCGACCAAUAUUCUCGCCAGGUUUGAGACUACCGAGCCUCUGCCACAGACACAGACACCUAGCGCACUGCGCAGUGAGCUGCAUCCGCACCAGCAGCAAGCGUUGACAUUUCUCCAGCUAAGGGAAAGGGGCUGGAACACCGCCGGAAACGACCGAGGCAUUUGGACCAAAGAGACGAAUGCUUCUGGUGCUGCAUGUUAUACAAACAUCAUCACUGGCCAACAGCAGCAGGAGACCCCUCCUUCGUGGAGAGGCGGGAUACUUGCCGAUGAAAUGGGUCUUGGGAAAACUCUGAGUAUGAUUGCAUUGAUUGCAUCCGACAAAGAUGCUGAGAGUCCAACCAAACCCUUGAACCAUUUGCAAGACCGUAGACGACGGAUAGAUGCAACACUCGUAGUGGUGCCGCCUUCUACACUCUCUGUUUGGGAAACUCAAUUGGUAACACAUCUCCGUCCUAACAAAAUUGCUUGGAUCAAGCACCACGCAAAGCACCGCUUCAACCCUGCAGCGACUGCGCAUCAACCAGACAUCGUCAUCACAACCUACCAAACGAUCGAGUGUGAGAAGAGAAAACGCGGUUCGGACGCCGACUCCCUCCUCUCGCUCCAAUGGCACCGCAUCAUCCUCGACGAAGCCCACGUGAUCCGUAACCGCGCAACCGCAACCGCCAAAGCCGUCGCUUCGCUGCACGCAACAUGCCGGUGGGCAGUAUCCGGGACGCCGAUCCAGAACCGGCUAAGCGACUUCGUAGCGCUGUUCAAGUUUCUGCAGUUCCAGCCGUACGAUGACCCUAGGACCUUCGACGACGACAUCGCAAGCCUGUGGCGCGAGAACAACAUCGAGGAGGCGGUCGAGCGGGUCAAGCGGCUCUUCGCAUGUGUCAUGCUGCGUCGUCUCAAGACCACCAUCGCGCUGCCGGAGAGGCGGGACAUGGUCGUGCGCAUCCCUUUCAGCCGCGAGGAAGAGGCGCACUACCGGAGGAUCGAGAGGCCCGUGAAAGAGAUGCUCGACGAUGCGACCCAGACAAACAGUAGCGGUACCGCCGGGCUCUGGGUUAGCGCGAUCCAGCAGAUAAACAAGCUGCGCAUCGCCUGUAACUUGGGGCUCGCCGCGGCAGACUCGCAAAACUACAGACCGCCUGUACCAUUGUGGUCAAGACUGGCGGACGAUGAUAUCACUCAGAAGAUCAUUGCAACUCGCGUCUCUAUGGGUGAGGCUUCCUGCGAGCAAUGUCUACAGCUCGUCGACCUUCCCGUCUGCUAUUCCCGUUGUGGUCGGCUCUAUUGCGCCGGCUGCGCGCCUCUCUUAAGCUCUCAGAUGUCAACGCCUUGCCCAUGCGGGAGCGCCGUUCCUUGCUCACUUCAGCCGUUUCUUUCCGCUCCCGCCAUCACCACGACGCCAUAUCUCACCCCACCGAGUGAAACCUCUGCAUCUCCUUCCGACGUUGAAGGAUGCGAAACCAACGAUGCGUCCAGCAAGGUUCGAGCUUUGGUUUCAGACAUCCGUAGCAAUCUGGCUGAAAAGAGGUACUUCCCUCCCUCCAGUGUUGUCUUUUCCUUUUGGACAUCGAGCCUCGACAUGGUCCAACGCGCCCUCAAGACAGCGGGCAUCCACUGCGUGCGCAUUGACGGCAAAGUCUCCACCAGCGGCCGGCGGCGCGCUCUGGAGCGGUUCCAGAACGAUGACGCGACCAGAGUCGCCUUGCUGACCAUCUCCUGCGGAGCCGUUGGGAUCGAUUUGACCGCAGCAUCCCGCGCACACCUCCUCGAGCCGCAGUGGAAUCCCUCCUUGGAAGACCAGGCCCUAGCGCGCAUUCACCGCAUAGGGCAGACGCGACCUGUCACGACGAUUCGCUACAUCAUGAGGGACUCGUUCGAAGAGGUAAAGUUUCCCCAUUAUCGGGAGUGGCGAGUACCUGGCUAA